UGACAUUUUGAUUUGUCAUUUUAUAGCAAAUAUUUACCCAUGGACUUACUGGAAAAUACAACAUUAUAUUAUUAAAUAAACAUAACGAAACCUUCCUUUCAAUUCAUGCCGUGAUUAAACUUUGAUUAACGCUCCAAAUUAUUACUGUGCCAAGUUUAAUUAGUUCAACUCACAAAGGAUUAUAGUUUACGAAGAUAACAGGGGAUACGGGGCAACAGUUUGGAUCAAAGAAACACUAGGGCUAGAGGAAAAUGGCCAAAAGCGCAGAACAAGAGGUAGAGAAAAUGAAACAAUUAGAAGAAAGGAUAAAAGCGCCUUCAAUAUGGGGCCGACUGCCUUGCGGUAUUAGAUUUGAGGAUUUACAAGACAGAAGGUAUGAGGACGCUGUGCGGUUGCUUAAGAACCAUUAUUUACCUGAAGAGAUUACAUACCGAUCAGUGAAAAUAUCCGAAGAGAAAGAAGGCGUCGAUGAGUUUGUACAUAACGUCAGGAUUUGGAUGAAAGACAAAAUGUCGAUAGCAGCUGUUAAAGAAGGCACAGACAAACUGGUCGGUGUGCUCAUCAUGAGGAUACAGGAGAAAAGUGCUUUCUCCAGAACGUUCAGCCGAGUGAAGAUCACCUACAACCCGCAGUACACUACUGUGAUGACUUUCUACAGAGCGAUUGAGAAACCAGUGGAUCUCUAUGAUAAAUUGGGUGUGAAAAAGUAUUUCAAAAUUUAUCUGCUGGCCUUGAAGACCAGGUACCGCCAUCGGGGUAUAGCCAAAGAUAUGCUAAAGGCAGCGAUAGCGUUAAGCGUAAACGCAAACGUGCCAGCCAUUUCGGGCAUCUUUACCACGGCGCGUGGACAGCAAAUAGCUGAGGAGCUGGGGUUCGAGAAGUUCAAUGAGUUAUACUAUGUUAGAUACCUUAUAGAUGACCAGAUAGUAUUUUGGGACACGGGUCUCGGUAACUACGGCGCUGCGCUCAUGGCCUACCGGAUCCCGGCAGUUGAAGAGAUGGAAGAGAUCCAGACGCAAGCAUCUUCCCGCUUCACCAUUCAGCAGCCUGACGACGAUGACGAGGAAAAAUGAUCAAUAAAAGAGUACCAAAACUA
This is a messenger RNA of Maniola jurtina (meadow brown), 1096 nucleotides long. RefSeq lists its product as uncharacterized. The record is from RefSeq and is a predicted model, not a curated record. NCBI's taxonomy places the organism in Eukaryota, Metazoa, Arthropoda, Insecta, Lepidoptera, Nymphalidae. Bases 252 to 1073 code for a protein of 273 amino acids. The transcript has 6 exons. Gene Ontology annotation, molecular function: N-acetyltransferase activity.